Sander lucioperca (pikeperch) is the source of this 1611-nucleotide messenger RNA. It is a transcript of the gene st6galnac2, whose product is annotated as ST6 (alpha-N-acetyl-neuraminyl-2,3-beta-galactosyl-1,3)-N-acetylgalactosaminide alpha-2,6-sialyltransferase 2. Bases 201 to 1298 code for a protein of 365 amino acids. The record is from RefSeq and is a predicted model, not a curated record. Gene Ontology annotation, molecular function: sialyltransferase activity. The transcript is spliced from 9 exons. Lineage: Eukaryota; Metazoa; Chordata; Actinopteri; Perciformes; Percidae.
UGAAAGGUGUGUCUGUUGUUAGAUUAGCCAGGCUACUGUUCAGCAGAAUGAAAGCCUGUUUUUACAGCUGCAGGAAGCUGAGAUUUAUACACUUUCCUCCAGCUGUAAACGUCUCAGGUGGACUUUAACCUCAGCAGCGUCUCUGAACUCACCUGACAGAACAACAAUGACAGAAGAAAAACAGAAGGAGGAGAAGAACAAUGACAGUCUCCAUGAAGUGUGUUUUCUUCCUGUUGGGAACUCUCUGCUUCCUCGUUUGCACCGUUUUAUUCUAUCAGCUCAGCUACAGUGAACAGGCAGCGGGUGCCAGUGUUGAGCAGGACUGGGGUUUCCUCUCAGCAGAAGAACAACAAGAAGGAGAGACGCUAGAAGCAGUGUGUUCUCUGAGGAAAGCGGUGAGGAACAAUGUUCUCCUCAGAGAGAAGUUCCGGUUCUCCGCUCCGGUUCUUCAGUGGGGGGGAACGUUCUCCAGACUUGCGUGGGAACGUCUGAAGAACCGAGAGCCUCCAUACGGCUGGAGGGGGCUCCCUGCCGACGUUGUCAGGGCGACCCUGUCGCUGCUCCCCAGCUCCCAUCUGUUUGAGCGCGGCUCGCCGGCCCGGUGUGUUCGCUGUGCCGUGGUGGGAAACGGAGGAAUCCUCCGAGGAUCCCGACAGGGGAGGAACAUCGAUAGCCACGACUUGGUCUUCAGGAUGAACGGAGCCGUGAUCCGAGGUUUUGAAGAAGACGUGGGGACAAAGAUUUACUUCUACGGUUUCACCACCAACACCAUGAAGAACGCCCUCAGCUUGUACCGGACCCUCGGCUUCACCAGAGUCCCUCAGGGUCCGGAGAUAAAAUACGUCUUCAUCCCGUCAAACCUGCGAGAUUACCUGAUGUUGGCGGCAGCUGUUCAGGGCCGGACAGUCGCCACGGGAACAGACAAGGGGGACAGGCCCUGGAAGUAUUUUGGUGACAAGCCUCCUGAAAACUUCAAGAUUCUCCACCCAGCUUUCAUUUCCUACGUGACUCACAGUUUCCUGUCGUCUCCACUGCUGACCGACGCCAGGACUCGUCACCUGUACAUGCCGAGCACUGGAGCUCUGAUGCUGCUCACCGCCCUACACACCUGUGACCAGGUGUCUGCUUAUGGCUUCAUCACCAGGAACUUUGCAUCGUUCUCGGAUCAUUACUACGACUCCGUCAUGAGGCUGCUGCGCUUCUUCACCAACCACGACCUGCGGAUGGAGAGCCGGCUGUGGGAGGAGCUGCACCGACGGAGGGUCAUCCGGCUGUACCAGCGGCGGGGGGGCGGCUAGAGGCCAGGCGUCCAGAAGACUUCUACGACAGGCUUCAAGGCGUUUCACACCAAGCACCAGUUUUCACUUGAUGUUUUCUGGGUUCUCAUGAAGUAGAGAACGUGACGGGAGACUUUGGCCAAUCACAGAGAGACAUUUCAGAGAGAGAGAGAGAGAGAGUUCCUAUUGGCUGUUCUGCACCAUGCAAACAGGACACCUGCAGGAACAAGUCUCACUCUGCUUCAAAUCUGGCAUUUUAUGCACACACGCACGCAUGCACACGCACUAACGCACGUACGCACACAUGCACUCACUCACACACACACACACACAC